Xiphophorus maculatus (southern platyfish) is the source of this 2560-nucleotide messenger RNA. Its product is annotated as chloride channel CLIC-like protein 1. Gene Ontology annotation, molecular function: chloride channel activity. Gene Ontology annotation, cellular component: membrane; endoplasmic reticulum. The record is from RefSeq and is a predicted model, not a curated record. The transcript is spliced from 11 exons. Lineage: Eukaryota; Metazoa; Chordata; Actinopteri; Cyprinodontiformes; Poeciliidae. Bases 245 to 2071 code for a protein of 608 amino acids.
UGCUUCCGGAUUUUAUAAAGUAGCCGAAAACGGAUGUCUCCUACUCCCUGCUGUUGUGCUGCUUGAAUCGUUUAUGUGGCGGUAACUUUUACUUUCGGUAACGCAGUAAUGUUUUUAAGUGAAGACAUGAACAAAAGUCGGUGUCUCGAUAGACUGUUUGUCGUUGUAGCUGUAUCCUCGACAUAAUUGCUUUAGCUCGUCUUCAGGUGGGCUGGAGCUGCUGUUUAGUUGGUCCUCUGCACAUAUGGACAAAAUGCUGUUUUUACUGCUGCUGUGCUACCUGUCACUGCCUGCUCGGUGUCAGGAGGCAGACGACGACUGGCUCGAUCCUUACGACAUGCUCAACUACGAUUCCAGCACCAAAACGAUGAAGAAACCUCCCGAGCCAACAACCUUUACCAAUGUGGCCACCAAAAGAAGAGAGUACGUCCAGGACCAGAACCAGGCUGAGCUGACAGCCUGUAGUCACCAGGUGGAGGAUCUGCAGAGACAGAUUGAGGACCAGAAGAAGGCGAUGGCCCUCAUGUCACAACAACCUACCUGCAACCCAGUGUUCAAACGGUUCCUCAGCAGGCUGUUGAAGGGGAUACAAAGACUCGGUGUGCCAACUGACUCGUCGGAUGUCUUCUAUGAUGCCAAAAUCAAGCUGUCCAAACAAGCCAUGACUGAAAUUCAGUCACUUCUGGAGGGCGAGGAUCGAUGGAGAACAGGAGCUCUGGACAAUGCACUCAGUCAGAUUUUGGUGGACUUUAAACAACAUGAUUAUGAAGCUUGGAAGUGGCGUUUUGAAGACACCUUUGGUGUGGAGCUGGAUACAGUAUUAAAGAUCAUGAUACUUGUUCUCAUUAUAUCAACCAUAAUAUGCACCCAGCUGUGGUCAGCUGUCUCCUGGUUAGUCCAGUUCAGGAGGAUGUUUGCUGUUUGCUUCUUUGUCAGUAUUAUCUGGAACUGGUUCUAUCUGUACCAGACUGCUUUCGCUAAGCACCAGAACGACAUAGUACGGAUGGAAAACGUCAAUGAAAAAUGCACCGGAGUGAAGAAAAUUGACUGGAGGGAUAAUCUAAAAGAGUGGUUCAGAACCACCUGGACUCUGCAAGAUGACCCCUGCAAAAAAUACUAUGAAGUCCUCAUGGUUAACCCCCUCCUGCUGGUGCCUCCAACCAAGGCUAUUUCAGUCACCAUCACAACCUUCAUCACAGAGCCGCUGAAGCAUUUUGGGCAGGGAAUCAGUGAGUUCCUCAGGGAACUCCUCAAAGAUCUUCCAGUUACCCUGCAGAUCCCAGUCCUCUUAACUAUUGGGCUUUGUAUUUUGGUGGUCAUGUAUGGAAGUGUGCACGCAGCCUUUCAGCAUGGCAUCAUGGCGCCUUUUCGCCGCCCUCGAAGGGAUCCACCUCCUGCAGGGCUGGAGCAUAACCAGCGGCCUCCUCCCAGGAUUGAGAACCUUGACUACCUGGCUGGUGGAGACGCACCUGCUCAUGCACCUCCACUUGCAAUUGCUCAACAGCCCAUCCCACGGCAGCAAGGUAAUGACGCGAGGUCGGACAGGAACAACAUUCACCGCAGACGACCCAACAGGGUCAAGGAGGAAAGAGCACCAGUCGGUGUGGAGACUCUAAAAGCUGCAGACCCUCGGUUCAGCGAGGAUGAACUAGAUGGUGAGCAGCAUGAGGAAAGCCUUGAAGUGGAGAACACUAAUGCUAACGCGGGGUCUGAAGACCAGCAGGAGACCCGGGAGGAGGUAGAAAAAGAAAAUGCUGCUGCUAAAAAAGACCAACCAAAAAAUCAACAAACUGAUUCAAAUUCAUCACAAGCAAAGAAGAAACAGAUACAAACAAAGCAGAACGGUUCUAAAGAAGAACUCAGAAGAGACGUUACAAUAGAGCCACCCCAACCAGCAGACAUACAGACUGAUGUCCAGUGCCAUGCUGGCACAAACAGGAGGCUGAAUAAUAACCUGCAACAUAAACUGGACCCAGGAGCCUCAGGAGAAGAACAGAACCACUCGAUAUCACUGACAGGAAUAGAGACGGUUGGAGUUCCUGUUCAGGAGACGAAUCCAGCAGCAGAAUGAAUACUGUUGAUCAAAACAGCAAGUUUUUUACCCGUCAGUGACUGGUGCUAUUUGGUCUUAGAGCAAAUGGCUUUUAAAUGUUGAACUGUAGAUAUUUAUUCAGCCGUGUAGUUCAUUUUCUGCUUUGUGCUCACAUUUGUUGCACGACUUCUUGUUUCUUUGUAUGGUUUUACUUUGUCUUUUAAGGUAAAAAGAGUAAAGCACUGAGUUACACAGAAGCCUUUCUUCAACACCAUCAGGAUGACGGGAAUUUCAAAGCUGCGCUGUUGAUCACAGUUUUACAUGUGGAUAAGAAUGAGGCCACUAAAGUUUAAUUAAGGCUAAUAUCAGACUUAAAUUUUUAAUUGAACCUCCAAAUAAAUGUUUUUUUUUAAUUGAUGAACCAUGUCUUUAUGCAAAUAAAAUUAAUAUUUUUGGAUGUGUAUUGUAUUUGAAGGCUCAAAUGGUGAUAUUGUACCAAGCUGCUUUUACUGAUUAAAAGUAUGAAGC